Molecule: messenger RNA, 1335 nt
Organism: Sitodiplosis mosellana (orange wheat blossom midge)
Lineage: Eukaryota; Metazoa; Arthropoda; Insecta; Diptera; Cecidomyiidae
Product: BTB/POZ domain-containing protein 2-like
Exons: 1
Coding region: 1-1335 (444 amino acids)
Biological process (GO): neurogenesis
Cellular component (GO): cytosol
Molecular function (GO): protein binding
Source: RefSeq, a predicted model, not a curated record
AUGGAAAGUACAGUGCCCAGUAUGUUGAAUAUUGCUGCUGCCGAAGGAGGUGCCCGGCUGUUAUACCUCGAUGCAAAUUUGGCUGACGUAAAUUUCGUGUUUGAAGGUGAAUCUCAAAAAGUGCCCGCAAAUAAAUCGAUUUUGGCUGUGCUGAGCCCAGUUUUCCGUGCCAUGUUUUACGGUGCAAUCAAAGAAAAAGGCGACGUUAAAAUUGUGGACACAAAUGGCAAAACGUUCAAGGCAUUUCUACAAUUCUUUUAUUUGAAAAACGUAACUGUGCCGAUGGAAAGUAUUGAAGAUGUAAUCCGAUUGGCCGAUUAUUACGAUAUAAAGAAUCAUGUUAGCGAAUGUGCUAUGCUUCUCGUGAAUAACCUUUCGUUGGACGAUAUUUGUUGGGGCUAUCAAUUGGCUUAUUUUCUUCACAACGAUAAGCUAAAAGAAUAUUGUGUAAAAGUUAUCAGUGCAUUUCCAUUGGAUAUUUUCAAAUCCAAUUCAUUUCAUCAAUGCAAUCCAGUCAUCUUGCAACAAAUUUUGCAAUUGGAUUCUUUAAAUUGCAACGAAUCGGAUGUGUUUGAUGCAUGUUUAUCAUGGGCCAAAAACUAUUGCAAUCAAAACGGAAUGGAUGAUAGCAACGCGCAAAAUUUGAAAUCAGCAUUGGGUGAAUGUUUUGAAUUGAUACGAUUUGGUGCGAUGAAGGUGGACGAAUUCACAGUACAUGCAAAGCUGUACACGGGAAUGUUUUCGGACGGUGAAUUGGCUGAUCUUCUAUUCACGACGACAACCAAAGAUCAUGUAUCAAAUAGAUUUAAGCGCGAGUCACGAUCGAAACCGGCCUUCAAAUGGCAUUUAAAUGACCAAAUGAUUUGUAAAUUAGAAAAUACGAUGAGUGCUAAAAGUAAUUGGCUCAAUAACAAUGACUACACGUAUUUUUCAACGAAUUGUCCAGUGCUUUUGGGUGAAGUCUAUUUUCAUCGCUUACAGCGACAGAGCAAUGGCAGUAAUGAACCACCACGCGUCACAAUGAACAUAAAAAUUGUCGAACACAGCGAUAUAUCUUUUGAAUUAAGUGUUGGAAAAACCACUCUUUUUAAUGGUCCAAUAAGUUAUGUCAAAGCAACUGAAUCGAAAAUUUUGUUGAACCCACCUCUAUUGAUUAGUCCACGGAAAAUGUACCAAAUUACUUAUGACGGAUCGUUUAGCGAGUAUUAUUAUUAUGAGUCAGAAAAUUCGGAAAUAAACGUAAACGAAAAUUUUACCGUUAAAUUUCACACUCCAAACAUGGCAUAUGGUGAAAAAAUGGGCUUAGUUUCACGUUUGUAUUUCAGUCAUUUAUAA